ACAGAGCUCUGCUGCUGCUCCUUCCAUCAGCACAGGCUUCUGGCAGUGAGGCAGCCGGGAGACAGACCAGGAACUGCAGCAGAAGGUGCAAGCAAGGGAGUCAAACAGAGCCCCAAGAUGUGGUGCCCCUUCAUGCUGCUCUGCUCCCAAGGAAUUGCCUUUUCAGCAGGAUUCACAGCAGCCUCCAUCCCAAGCCACUGCAAGAAGAGUCGCGACCCCGAAUGCUUCAUGAAUGUUAGUGAAAUUAUCAGAUAUCAUGGAUUCCCCAGUGAGGAAUAUGAAGUUACAACGGAGGAUGGAUACAUUCUUGGUGUUUACAGAAUUCCUGCUGGAAGGAACAGCCAAAAUACAGAGAAGAAGCCUGCAGUCUUGCUACAUCAUGGUGUUUUAGCAGAUGCUAUUCACUGGAUUUCCAACCUGCCCAACAACAGCUUGGGCUUCCUCCUCGCAGAUGCCGGCUACGAUGUCUGGUUGGGAAACAGCCGAGGAGACACCUGGUCUUUAAAACACAAGACGCUUAAGCCCUGCCAGAAAGAGUUCUGGCAGUUCAGCUUCGAUGAAAUGGGUAAAUACGAUAUUCCAGCAGAGCUGUACUUCAUCAUGAAUAAAACCGGACAGAAGGAUGUUUACUAUAUUGGUCACUCGGAAGGGUCAACUGCAGGCUUCAUAGCAUUUUCUACUUAUCCUGAUUUGUCUCAGAAGAUUAAAGCAUUCUUUUCUUUGGCACCAGUAGUCACCAUCACACAUGCUACCAGUCCUGCGGUAAUGCUCACACAGCUUCCCCAGCCACUGAUCAGGUUACUACUUGGCUGCAAAGGAGCUUUUCACUACCAUGAACUGAUGAAAGGACUUGCAACACAGCUCUGUGCAUGUCUGGGAAAAGUUUGUGGCAGUAUCUUCUGCGCCAUAGCAGGGGGCAGGAUACAAAAUAUGAACACGAGUCGAGCAGAUGCUUAUGCAGGACAUUACCCAGCUGGAACAUCAGUACAGAAUGUUAUUCACUGGCAUCAGAUAUUACGUGCAGACCAGUUUCAAGCUUAUGACUAUGGCUGUAAGGAGAACAUGAAGAGAUACAACCAGUGCAGACAGAUUCUUGCAGCCUGCCCUAUUGAUGAAGGGAUGUGUCCAAUGACAUGUCAACUUACCUGCCAUUCCCAAAAGGCUAAGAGCCACACCCAGGUCCAAGGACUGGAUGAGUACAGAGAUCUUCACUUCCCCAAAAAUCCUCAAGACUGCUCCUCCUGUGUACAAGAUAGAGGAGAUAAGGACACCAACUGCUGUUUGGAGUGGUGGAGAGGACAAAUUUGCAGACCCAAAAGACAUGGCAAGGCUACUUCCUCGGAUCACUAAUCUCAUUUACCAUGAGCAUUUUCCUGCAUGGGGACAUCUUGAUUUCAUCUGGGGCCUUGAUGCAACUGAGAAAAUGUAUCUGAAAAUCAUUGAACU
This is a messenger RNA of Corvus hawaiiensis (hawaiian crow), 1446 nucleotides long. RefSeq names its product putative lysosomal acid lipase/cholesteryl ester hydrolase. The transcript is spliced from 11 exons. Gene Ontology annotation, biological process: lipid metabolic process. Bases 118 to 1350 code for a protein of 410 amino acids. The record is from RefSeq and is a predicted model, not a curated record. NCBI's taxonomy places the organism in Eukaryota, Metazoa, Chordata, Aves, Passeriformes, Corvidae.